Molecule: messenger RNA, 2083 nt
Organism: Schizophyllum commune H4-8
Lineage: Eukaryota; Fungi; Basidiomycota; Agaricomycetes; Agaricales; Schizophyllaceae
Product: MFS general substrate transporter
Exons: 9
Coding region: 311-1768 (485 amino acids)
Biological process (GO): transmembrane transport
Cellular component (GO): fungal-type vacuole membrane
Molecular function (GO): transmembrane transporter activity
Source: RefSeq, a predicted model, not a curated record
AAUGGCUCGGCAUUGUGCAUUUUGUAUGCUGACAGCGGUGCCGUAUCUUCUGUGCGAAUGGUCGGAUCUGGCGCUAGUUUCUUCUUCUUGGCCUCGAACACGCCGUGUUGCCUAUGUGCAACUUGCCGCAAGGACUUCUGAGCUCUCAGACGUGCUCACCAUUCUUGAUGUCUACUUACAGUCAGCAAUCAUUCGAAGCUGGCCGCUGCGUAGAAGCCUCACCACGAGUACGCUUACUGAUAACAUACGUCUUCAGCCCGGGUUUUGGCUGAGUAAGAGGUGAUCGAUUUUGUCCCUCCUUCCUCUCGCCAUGACUCGUCCCGUAGAAGGGAUAGAAUUGGAAGGCAGAUCGACUGCUUGCAGCUGCGUCGACAUUAUUGAGGACGAUGUAGUCAUCGCGGAGCAUCCGACUACAGCAUCGCACACAGGCUCCAUCGGACAGGCCUCUCCAACGGAUUUGGGCUCGGAUAACGCGGAUCGUGAGCAAGAUGUCAACCUACCUCCCGCUGAUAGAGGGGUGCAAGCUUGGUGUUUUCUGCUGGCAGCUUUUGUAGUGGAAGCUAUAGUAUGGAGCUUCCCGUUCACUUACGGCGUGUUCCUAGAAAGCUACCUCAGUGACCCGACGUAUGCCACUCAGAGCCACGCCACCGCCUUGUUGCCCUUGAUUGGCACAAUCUCUUCGGGCAUCAUGUACUGCGCUGGUACUGUACUCCAUCCCGCAAUCGUGAGGUAUCCCCGCUUGCGCCGUCCUGCUGUCUGGAUCGGCGCCACCCUCUGUUCGGCAAGCCUCUUCUGCGCAAGCUACACUACGAAGAUAUCCGCUCUUUUUGGGCUUCAAGGAGUUGUCUACGCCAUAGGCGGCAGCCUUCUCUACUUCCCGACCAUCUUCUAUAUGAACGAGUGGUUCGUCCGACUGCGCGGGACCGCGAGCGGCAUCGUAUUCGCCGGAACCGCCGCCGGAGGACUCAUCCUCCCGCUCGUCUUCCCGCCUCUCAUCACCAAGUACGGCGCACCGAAGACGCUCAGGAUCUUCUCCAUCGCCAUCGCCUGUCUCCUGCUCCCAGUUAUUCCGUAUAUCAAGGGCCGACUCCCGCCUAGAGUAUAUGGACCUGCACCAAGAGCGAGCAACCGCGGCUGGUUGAAGAAUUCGUCGUUUUGGCUUUACACCGCGGUGAACUUGAUCCAAGCCUUCGGCUACUUCAUGCCUGUCGUCUGGCUGCCAACCUUUGCGAGCGACAUGUCCUUAGGAUCGUUGGAGUCGGCUGCUGCCUUGGCCGCCCUCAACGGCGCCUCUGUCGUAGGCGGACUUCUCAUGGGUUAUCUCUCCGACCACUUCAACGCCUGGCUCCUCGCCCUCGGGUCGCUCGUCUCGACCGCGCUUGCCACAUUUAUCCUAUGGGGCGUCCUCGGCAACACAUUCGCAGGCCUCGUCGCCUUCGGCGUGGCAUACGGCAUCGUCGCUGGCAGCUUCAGCAGCCUUUGGAUGUCCUUUGCGCGCAUGUACGCGAAAGAAGAGCCCGGCCUCUCCACGACGCUCUUCGGCUAUAUAUGCCUGUGUCGCGGCAUCGGGAACGUGCUCUCCACGCCCAUCGCUACUGCACUGACUAGCAGGAGUAUCUCAAGCACGCUGCCCAGCGCGACUGGCUUCGCGGUAGGCGGUGGGAGGUUUGAGAGCAUGAUCAUCUACUCGGGGACCUGCUUCGCUGGCGCCGCGGGGCUUGCCGUCUUCGGGUGGCGGUCUGAAUUGUGGUCCCUUCAUCGGCAGUGAAAGCAGGGAGUAGCGUGUCAAAUUCCUCGAUAGGGUGCAGUGGUCGUGGUAUACAGAAGCGGGGCGGUAUAAAAUUCCCUUCAGAUCCAAAAAUCAUAGGCCGUCAGUAGAUCAGAUGUAAGUAGAUCAGUUAAAUGUAGUAGAUUGGUCGAGUCUUGGGCAUCAGUCGACGUUGAAUGGAGGCAUAAUUUGCGUCCUUCCUUCGACUGGCCAGACUUCUUCCAUGGUGUCGGCGUUCCACAGCCUCCCACUGCGCGCGACGUGUGAUAAUUCGCGCGAGCGGCGGAUAUCGUCCUUUAAAAUGUCCACGCCAGG